Truncatella angustata is the source of this 1803-nucleotide messenger RNA. RefSeq names its product TAP-like protein-domain-containing protein. Lineage: Eukaryota; Fungi; Ascomycota; Sordariomycetes; Amphisphaeriales; Sporocadaceae. The transcript has 3 exons. The record is from RefSeq and is a predicted model, not a curated record. The coding region runs from base 1 to 1803 and encodes 600 amino acids.
AUGCGGUCCUGGCUGGCAGUCUUGCCGGCCUUGCUACACCUAUCAUCGGCGGGCGAUGCAGACUUCGACUGGGACAGCAUUACCCCCAGCCACAACUUGACGUAUGCACCGUGCUAUGAGAAGUUCCAAUGCGCACGCCUGCUCGUCCCCCUUGACUGGCAGGACGAGAGCAACCCACACACCGUCGCCCUCGCCAUCGCCAAGCUGCCCGCCACGGUCUCAGACCACGACCCCACCUUCGGCGGCACCAUAUUCACGAACCCGGGCGGCCCCGGAGGCUCCGGGGUAGAUUUCGUGCUGAGGGCUGGCGAGAAGCUCCAAAACGCGACGCGCGGCAACAGGAACUACGAGAUUCUCUCCUGGGACCCCCGCGGCAUCGCCUUCACGAGCCCCAACGCCGACUGCUUCCAGGGCGACACCGCGGCACGUGAUCUCGCCGAGCUCCAGCUCCGGACCAUCGGGGGCCUCGACGCCAGCGAGAACGCGCUCAGGAGGCAGUGGGCGCGCGCGCAGGCGUACGGUCAGCUUUGCGAACUCGCAGCGAAGAAUGCGUCGUCCAUCUUGCCUCACCUGACCACGCCCAGUGUGGUUCGGGAUAUGGUGGCCAUUCUGCAUCAGAUCCAUGCUGGGAGGGACGCGGCCGCAGUGGCCCAUAUGGACGAGGAUGUCCGAGAGAGGAGGAUCGAGCUCAAGAAGAGAGAGGCUGAUGUGCCCAGAAUUCAGUACUGGGGUUUCUCGUAUGGUUCCAUCCUGGGCAACACGUUUGCCUCCAUGUAUCCUGGCCGUGUAGGAAGACUGAUUGUCGAUGGAAUCGCUGAUGCCGACGAUUACAUGCGCGGAACAUGGCUGACCAAUCUCCAAGACACGGAGGCCAUUGUGGAUUAUUUCUACAAGUCCUGCUUCGAACAGGGCGACAAAUGUCCGCUCAAGCGCUCGCCUGAUACCAAAUGGCAAGAUCUGAAGCAGAGAGUCGACGACUUCAUCUCCCAGACGGACGAGAACCCCAUCUCAGUGCUGACGGACAAGAAAAUUGUCGUCAUCACUGGCACAGAAGUGAACAAUGCAUUUAUUAAGCCUGUCUGUAAUUGGCGCGUAGAUGGACCAUUCAAACUUUUCAGGCCCCUCGCAGAACUUCUCAGUGGCACUCUAGAGGGAAACUAUACCCUGCUGCUCUCAGAACUGGAAGCAAAAGCCCCCAGACUGCACGACAGCUGCGUUCUGCUCAACAGCUCCGCCACGGCCCUUCUCAGCCAGGAUGCGCAGCACGCCAUCAAGUGCGCCGACGGCGAGGACGAAACAAAGCACGGUCUCGGCUACUUCAAGUCCUACAUGGAAGACCUCAGGUCGCAGUCCCACACCCUAGGCGCGUACUGGACGACCAUCCGCUUCGCGUGCUCCGGCUGGACCAUCCGGCCCAAGUGGCGGUUCACAGGCCCCUUCACGACGCCCGCGCACGACGCGGCACUGGUCGAGGGCAAACCCGCCGCCCCGCUGCUCUUCCUCUCCACGAGACUGGACCCCGUCACGCCGCUGAGAAACGCCGUCAACAUGGCGUCCAAGCACCCCGGUGCCGCCUGGGUCGUGCAGGAAACCACUGGCCACUGCACGCUCGGGGCGCCGAGCAAGUGCAUCAGCAACAUCGUGCAGGAGUAUCUGGAGCACGGAAAGGUGCCGGAGAGCGGGACGAGUUGCCCGUCAGACUGCGACCCGUGGAAUCCUUGCCCGGAGGAGACGGAGAACUUGGUCGUCAACUUCGCGGACGUGCACGAUGGCCUGUUGCGACGUGGGAGAUUAGGGUUCUAA